AUGCCGCCUGUCCAGGGGACAUUCAAGCUCCUCCCUGGCCUCGCCCGUUCAGACGUAAACAAUGGCCCGAUCCGCCCCAUGACCUCGAAGCAGGUCAAGAAGGCGCACAAGGCAGCAACUCGCCAGCCGAAGCUUUCGCGUGCGGAGCAGAGACGCCUUGAGCUCGCGGAACAGGAGCGCAUUCGGAAGGAGUUCGAGAAGGAGCGGACUGCGACGCGCGCCCGGGCGGCCAGGGAGCGCAAGAAGCAGAAGGAACUGGCGGACAAGGAGGCGAAGCGGAAGAAUGGGCUACCCCUUGUGGCUCCGAGACCGAGUCAGGAGACAUUGUCACGGUUCAUGUGGGGGAAUGGGAGCGGGUUGAAGCGUGAUGGGCGUGGGGCAACAGUUGCCCCCCCGCCGAUGGCUGCGGUGAGAGAGGAGUCGGCACAGCCAGAUGAGGAUUCGAUGGAACCUGAUGAAGAGGUGGCGAUUCAAAAGGAGCCAGCUAUGGAUGAGAGGGAUGAGGAUGGUGCGGAUGUUCACAUUGAGGAACCGGAGCAAGCACAUUCUCCAGAUGCCGCAUCCCCCAUACCAAACGCAGGCGCCGCACAGUCCGAAGAAUUACCCGGACUACAAGCAAUUGAAGAACCUAUACAGCCUACAAGUUUCCAUGUCGACGAGCCGGAUGAUCUAGGCGCCCCAAGGCUAAGCUCACACGCCCAACCUGAACCUCCGCCUGAGGUAGAUGGAGGCAAAGAAGAUUCGCAGACCACAGGUUCUGAGGUCAGAGAGCCGGCUCCGAAAAAUUCGCCACAACAAACAACCCCUGGGCCAAGUAUUAGCAUUGGCCAUCUUAAAUCUCCGCCUGUGGCCCCAGGGGAAGAGGAGGCUUUGAAGUCUGCAGCAAGCGGGGGAAGCUUCAUCCUGGAAUCCUCAGAUAUGAUCGACGAUGAAUCCUUACUGGAACUAACGGAAUGCUUUGAACGCAGACCUGUAUCAGAAGGGCAGAAAACCACAGCCACAGGUCCACAAAAUGCAGCAAUUCCAAACCCCGAAAUAAACAUACCGGACAACUUGUCCGACAACCUACCUGAUGGUAUUCCCGACGAAUUCUCAGGCGAUUUGGCUGUUCUUGGGGCAAUCACGCAGUUAUUUCACGAUAUGGAUGAUGAUUCCGACUACGGGAUGAUCGGAGAUGAGGUAAUAGAAUCGCACGGACGCCCAUUGGAAGAAGUAGUACUGCCCCUUCCAGAACUUCACGAUGAUAAAACGAAACCGGAAGCGAUUUCUGAAGACCAGGUUUCGCCCCUGCCACAGAGGAGUCAGAGACGCAGAUUAGAGAGGAAAGUUUCCAGCUUUUUUGGGAGCGAGUUGGACGAUGAAUUGCUCUUACAACUGGAGUUGCCCGGCGAGGUUAUAGUAUCUCAACCAUGCCAGCCGGUAGACGAGCCGCCGCAACACGAGUCUCCCCUGAAACAAGACCAUAACAUUGGCGGUACAGGCCGCCGUAGCACACCAAGCUCACCCCUGGCUCCACGUCAACGACCUCCUCCCAGCACGCAAGCUAUCCUCCUCAACCUCGACGAGUACUUACCUUCUUCUACGCAACUAGCACUGGAACUCGACGAGGAUGAUAUCGAAGAAGACUUCCCUGCGGUGGAAGCUACCGAGCAGGUAGAACAGCACCCACCAAUUCCACGUCAGGACCCCCCACCGGCGAGCAGACAGGGUGUGCAGCCGACAAUGGCUGCUCCACAGAGCGCUGGCCCGCCCGUUCGACCGCAAAAGCGAUUCUUCAGCUCCUCUGGUUCCAACGAGUCGUUGCAUCUCGCACUACAUCUUAGUCGGCGCACGGCAGCUCGAGAGGGUAUCCGCAGGAAUAACCAGCGACGCAUCGAGGCCGGUUUGCUCCAAGACCAAGGACGAACGAUAAGCCAGCCGCCGAGACAUCAGCACAAAAGACCAAAAAUCCCUAGCUUUGCUACGAAUUAUCAAGUGGAACAUGACCCGCCGGUGCAGAAUGCUACGAGGACAGCGAGGACUAUGGUUGACGAGGUACCAAGGCCAAGUCCCCCCAACCCUACAAAGGGAAGGCCGAGCGUCGGGAACGAGCACUCGAGCACAAAAUCAGCAGUGGCGAUCAAGAGGAAUGAUACAAACAAGGAGAAUAUACCGCCGGAACGGGUGACUGAUGACCUCUUGGGCUCUGACUUGCCAGCUUCGCAGGAGACGGAGUAUGGUGGCGCUUGGAUGGACGACAUCGGGCUGGAUUUGGAUAUCUGA
Messenger RNA from Clonostachys solani, 2262 nucleotides. The record is from the annotation of a GenBank genome assembly. Lineage: Eukaryota; Fungi; Ascomycota; Sordariomycetes; Hypocreales; Bionectriaceae.